AUGGCGAAAGCAGAGCUGAAGUACCUGAGUGGAUUUGAUAAUGAGUUUACCAGUGAAGAUCCACGAUGUCCUGGGGCAGUUCCAAAGGGACAGAAUAAUCCUAUAAAAUGUCCAUAUGGAUUAUACGCUGAGCAGUUAUCCGGUUCUGCUUUCACCUGUCCCAGAGAGUACAACCGAAGAACCUGGUUUUAUAGAAUUAGACCUUCAGCUGUGCAUUCACCAUUCACUAAAGAGGAAAACAGGGGGUUAGUUGAUGACUGGAAAGCUAGCUACCCAAAUCCUAACCAGCUACGAUGGAAACCAUUUGACAUUCCAAAUCCAGAGAAAGAAAAAGUUGACUUUGUCCAGGGAUUGCAUACUCUUGGUGGCGCUGGUGACCCAUGUAGUCGACAUGGUGGAGCAAUUCACAUUUAUUUAUGUAAUGCGUCCAUGACAGAUAAAUGCUUCUAUAAUUCCGAUGGAGAUUUCUUGAUUGUUCCUCAACAAGGUACCUUGCAUAUCAAAACUGAGUUUGGCAAAAUGACUGUGGAACCCAUGGAGAUAUGUGUAAUUCAGGUAAUAAUGUGGACAGACUUUUAUUUUCAGAUUUCUUUAUUGACUUGUGUAGGAGCUAAUGGUCUGGCAAGUCCUCGUGAUUUCCUGACUCCUGUUGCCUGGUAUGAAAACAAAACAGUGGACAACUACACAGUCAUUAGUAAAUACCAAGGAAAACUCUUUGCAGCCAAGCAGGGUCACUCUCCAUUUGACGUUGCAGGAUGGUUUGGUAACUAUGUUCCAUACAAAUAUCAUCUUGAUAACUUUAUGGUGACCUUCUGCCUAAUGAAUAUGCAUUUGUAGGAUCCAUCUAUUUUCACUGUAUUGACCUGUCAAUCACUGAAACCUGGAGUAGCCAUUGCUGACUUUGUGAUCUUUCCACCAAGAUGGGCUGUUCAGGAACACACCUUCAGACCUCCGUAUUACCAUAGAAACUGUAUGAGUGAAUUCAUGGGACUCAUCAAAGGCAAAUACGAAGCUAAGGAGGAAGGUUUUAUGCCAGGUGGUGCCACUAUGCAUAGUAUGAUGACACCUCAUGGACCAGACAAUGAAUGUUUCACUAAAUGUAGCGAUGAAACAAGUGACUUUAACACCAAGCCACAGAAAAUAGCUGAGGGCACCAUGGCUUUUAUGUUUGAGUCAUCUCUCAGUAUGUCACUGACAGAAUGGGCCAAUGAAACCUGCCACAAAGUGGACAAAGACUAUUACAAGUGUUGGCAGUCAUUAACUAGCCAUUUCACUGGGCCAAAGUAGAGAUGAAGAUACGACGGAGACGGUACAACAGCAAAGCCAAGAUGUAGUGAAAGAAGAACCACUAAUAUUCAGCCAGCCUGGUGCAGCUACAUACUCAUUUUAGAUGAGAUUUUUAUUUGCUUGGUUUUUAAUUUCAUCUGGGACAUUUUCAAUAUAAUGUUAAUGUUGAAGAAUAAUUUAUUUGCAGUGUGCUGUACAAUGUCUGAUUUGGUCCACAGUAAUGAAGUAAGGAAAAACAAUAUUAAUAAAACAUAAAUGUUUUCAUUCGUAUUGCAUUUUAACAAAUUAUUUGUUCUGAACAUAUCUUAUAUUAUCAACUUUCCUGCAUUUUUGUAGUGAAAUUAGGACAAAUAUUGUGAGUGUGAAUAAGCUCAGACAGAAUAUAUUUUCUUUUCAUCAAAGUUAUCAAACAAAAACAUUCUCAAAAAUUAUAACACAAUCAAUUAUUGGUAAUUACCAUAUUUUAUCUGAAUUGUAUCUGGUUUAGAGUUUUCUUUCCAUUUUAUUUUCAUGGUACUGAAAAUACGUAAAUAAUUGAGUACACUGCUGAUAAGACAUUCAUGUUCCUGAAUAAUGUAUAAAAUAAAAACAAAUAGACCAUGGUGUUUGCCUGUAGAGGGCGCUGUAUAAAAUGAUGAUUUGUGUUGUGUGCUAUUCAACAAAGCUGCCAUGUCGGAAUCAGUGUACAGAAUUGAACUGAUAUUCAACAAAUACAACUAGUUUACCAACUAUGUAUUAUCUGUA
Saccoglossus kowalevskii is the source of this 2031-nucleotide messenger RNA. RefSeq names its product homogentisate 1,2-dioxygenase-like. Gene Ontology annotation, cellular component: cytoplasm. Gene Ontology annotation, molecular function: homogentisate 1,2-dioxygenase activity. Gene Ontology annotation, biological process: L-phenylalanine catabolic process. The record is from RefSeq and is a predicted model, not a curated record. Lineage: Eukaryota; Metazoa; Hemichordata; Enteropneusta; Harrimaniidae.